AGAGAGAGAGAGAGAGAGAACAGAACGAGGAGCGAAAGAAAGAGAGAGAGAGAGAGAAUGUGUCCGACGAAGCAGGAACCGAACGACUCCAUCGAAGAAUCCGUCGGAAUUAGCUCAAAAUCCGGCGAAUGCACCGGCGAUUGGAGAGAAGAAGCCAUCAACGGGGGAUCAUUAAAACAUGUCGACCUUAAUACAGGAACCAACGGUUGGGCUUCACCUCCAGGUGACCUCUUCAACCUCCGGAGCAAAAACUACUUCAACAAACGCCAGAAAUCCCCCUCCGGCGAUUACCUCCUGAAACCUGCCGGCGUAGACUGGCUCCGUUCCACCGCCAAGCUCGAUAAUGUCCUCUCCCAUUCCAACAAUCGAAUCAUGAACUCGCUUCGUCGAGCUCAAUCCUUACGGUCCAAUUCGCUGAAGACUUUUCUUUUCGCUGUAAACCUCCAAAUUCCCGGCCGAGAAACUCACAGUGCCGUCUUCUAUUUCGCCGCUGAAGAGCCUAUCCCUCCUGGUUCCCUUCUCUAUCGGUUCAUUCACGGCGAUGAUUCCUUCCGGAAUCAGCGGUUCAAGAUCGUGAAUCGGAUCGUUAAGGGACCAUGGAUCGUGAGGAAAACUGUGGGAAACUACUCUGGUUGUUUGCUUGGUAAGGCCUUGACCUGUAACUAUUACAUAGGAGAGAAUUACUUUGAAAUCGAUGUAGAUAUUGGAAGUUCGGCGAUUGCGAAUGCGAUCUUGCGUUUGACUUUAGGGGCUGUGACGGCUGUGACGAUCGAUAUGGGAUUUUUGGUAGAAGCACAGACGGAAGAGGAAUUGCCUGAGAAGUUGAUCGGAGCGGUGAGGAUUGCACAGAUGGAGAUGUCUUCCGCAACUUUUGUAGAGCCAUUUCCUUCGAUGGCACAAUCUUCGGUGCCUGUCUCGCCGAAGAAGAGGUUAGGGUUAUCGAAGGUCAACCAUGAGAAAGAUGAAGACUCCCGAAAAGGUUAGGGUUUUUGGUGGUUCUUAUUAUUAAGAGAUUAUUAAUUUGUUUGGUUUCUCCUGAGCCCCCUUCUUCAUGUCAAUUUUUGUUCGAAUUUACCCAUUAAUUUGGGGGAUUUUUGAUAACUUCUGUAGAUAAUAACAUGGAUUUAUCAAUUACAUCUCAAAUGAAAUGGAAAAAGAGGUGGAGAAAUUUAUGUUCUAA
This is a messenger RNA of Macadamia integrifolia, 1180 nucleotides long. RefSeq names its product protein ENHANCED DISEASE RESISTANCE 2-like. Lineage: Eukaryota; Viridiplantae; Streptophyta; Magnoliopsida; Proteales; Proteaceae. The record is from RefSeq and is a predicted model, not a curated record. Bases 58 to 984 code for a protein of 308 amino acids. The transcript has a single exon.